Molecule: messenger RNA, 1621 nt
Organism: Notothenia coriiceps (black rockcod)
Lineage: Eukaryota; Metazoa; Chordata; Actinopteri; Perciformes; Nototheniidae
Product: spartin-like
Exons: 4
Coding region: 14-688 (224 amino acids)
Biological process (GO): cell division; negative regulation of BMP signaling pathway
Cellular component (GO): plasma membrane
Source: RefSeq, a predicted model, not a curated record
UCUUUGACUCGCCAUGUGUGAUCCUGUGGUUCUCUCAGGUGCGUCCUGGCUAAGCUGGGGUCUGGUGAAAGGAGCUGAGUUCACAGGUCAGGCCAUCCACAAAGGGGCAUCUAAACUCCGGGAACACAUCACCCCGGAGGACAGACCCUCCAACGUCAGCCCCACAGUCUCCAAAGGCCUCCAUGUGGCCAAGCAAGCGACAGGGGGUGCUGUCAAAGUCAGCCAGUUUCUAGUGGACGGGGUUUGCACCGUCGCUGGCUGUGUGGGGCGGGAGUUGGCUCCACACGUGAAAAAACAUGGAGGCAAGCUGAUCCCAGAGUCGAUGAAGAAAGACAAGGACGGGCGUUCUAACAUAGAUGGAGCCAUGGUGGUGGCUGCCAGUGGAGUGCAAGGGUUUGCGACAAUGUGGACUGGUUUGGAAGUAGCAGCAAUAAACAUCACUACAAGUGUAGCAUCAGAGACCGUCACCACCGUGAAACACAAGUACGGGGCAGCAGCAGGACAAGCCACAGACAACGCUGUCAAUUCUGCCAUUAAUGUUGGUCGCACUGCCUUCAACGUUGACAAUCUUGGGAUCAAAGCUAUAGUGAAAAAGACGGGCAAGCAGACGGCGCAUGCCAUUUUGGAAGACUACAAGCGUCCGGAAAAACCAAAUAAUGGGAAGCAAGUAGUUAAAUCGGGCAAAUAGCUGGUAUUACUCUGCCUUAUCAUCUCAGAAAUGCCUUAAACUAUAAUUCUAUCAAAUACAUCUAUAUUUAAUUUUCACUAUUUAUAAAACGUAUUCUAUAUUUAAAAGAUAACUACUGUUAUUUGCAGAUCCUUGAGUUUCAUUCUCUUAAGCACUUUAAUCUUUAUGUAAAAUAAGGUAAAUGGACCUAAAUGAAGAGAACCAGCAUAUUAUAUAACCAAAAUGAAGACAUGGUGAUACACUAUAACAUUUAGGUAUUAUCAAUUCACUUGAAGGAUAUCAUUUUAACUCUGCUCUUUAUACUAAAACAGCAUAGAAUGGUUAACUUCACAUUGGAACAUUACCUAAUCUUCGUAAAGCGUCUUGAGUUUUUCCCUUGGGGACUGCAAUUUAUAUAAUUUGAAUAAAGGAUGAGAAUCAAUAUCUGUAUGUAUCUUCAGAUAUAACUAUCGGACAAGAAGGUGUGUGUUUUUCACUGUGUUGUUUAAAAUGAGAAGUAAUCACUGCCUCUUACUGUGCCUGCAAACAUCUAACUGUAUUUAAAACUGAAGCUGUCUAUACACCAACAUAUAUUUUUGUUCCACCUUCAUUAAAAUGAUGUUUCUUAUGAACUAGGGGGGACUAAAAUGUUAUUGCCUACUGCUAGUCUGACUAGUCUAGGACUAUCAAACCUAAAUGGGUGUUCUGCUACAACAUGAGGUGUGGUCUUCUGUAUAUUGUUUGAUAUAAAAUAAAUCUAUAUUUUAUUUUAAUGGAUGAACUAUUUAACAAGCUGUGAACUUAAGUGUGAUGCUAACUUUGCCAACCAAUUUUUUUUUUUUUUUUAAUUAUCUGGUUUGUGCUAAUUUAAUCCUGCUUUAACGUCAAAGUUGUUUUCAGGUGGCUUUCAGGUACUCGAGUUGAAAUUGUCUGAAAAAAAAUAAAAAUGUUGAA